CGGUUUGGGGGCGUAAUUCAGCUACAAUGUAUGCCAGUUUACAAGGAGAACAAGCUCACGAAAACGGGCCAUAUAUAGCGUCUGCAUCCCCUCCGGACCAUUCGUGGAUAGCUGCUUGGCUUGACGUUCAGUCUCAUCCCUCCUUGACAUCUUGACAGAACCAUCGAGCUAGAGCUGCAACGAUGGCGAGAAUUCCAAAAAUCACGAACACGUACUUCGUGGCUAUCGUGGCCACUGUCGGCGGAAUGCUGUUCGGUUUCGACAUUUCGUCCAUGUCCGCCAUCGUCGUCACGGAGCAGUAUAUCAACUACUUCAAUAACCCGUCAGGUCUAGUUCAGGGCGCUAUUGGCUCUUCUCUUGCUGCUGGAUCCGUGCUCGGCAGCUUGAUCGCCGGCCCCGUUUCAGACAAAUGGGGUCGUCGUGACAGUAUCAUGUUCGCCUGUCUUUGGUGGCUUAUGGGCACGGCAGUUCAGGUUGCUUGCAAGGACUACGGCACGCUCAUUGCCGGCCGCAUUCUGAACGGUGUCUGUGUCGGUAUCACCUCUUCUCAGGUUCCCGUCUAUCUCGCCGAGAUUGCGAAAAGAGAAACCCGAGGCCGUCUUGUCAUUAUCCAGCAACUCGCCAUCGAAUGGGGUAUCCUGAUCAUGUACUUCAUCGGCUACGGCUGCUCUUUCAUCGAGAAGGGGAUUCCCGGAAGCAGUGCCUCAUUCCGCACCGCGUGGGGGACCCAGUUCAUCCCCUGCGUUCUUCUGAUGGUCGGACUUCCCUUCCUCCCGCGCUCACCUCGCUGGCUGGCCAAGGUUGGCCGCGAUGAGGAGGCCAUCCAGACCCUUGCCGAUAUCCAGGCUGGUGGUAACCGUGCCGACCCCCUGGUUAUUGCGGAAUGGGAGGAGAUCUCUACCACUUUGCAAGCAGAACGCGAGGUUGGAAAUGGAUGGAAGAUGUUCUUCAAAAAUGGAAUGUGGAAAAGAACACUUGCUGGUGUCUCGGUCCAGGCAUGGCAGCAAAUGUCGGGCGCCAAUGUUAUUGUGUACUACAUUGGAUACGUUUUUUCGAUGGCUGGACUUUCUGGUGAUAUCAAUUUGAUUUCUGGCGGUGUGCAAUAUGCGCUAUUCAUCAUUUUCACUACUGUCAUGUUCUUCUUCAUCGACAAAACCGGCCGACGAACCCUCUUAAUCUGGGGAUCUAUUGGCAUGGCCAUCUGCCACUUCGUAGUGGGAGGCAUGCUCGGCUCGUAUGGUGUAUCCGUCCCUGAAGGUGUCAACGGCAACGCCAACGUUGUCAUCAAGGUCGAGGGCGCAGCCUCGCAUACCGUUAUCGCCUUUAGCUACCUGCUGAUUAUUGUCUACGCCCUCACCCUAGCCCCCGUCGCGUGGAUCUACGCCGCCGAGGUCUGGAGUCUGGGAACCCGCGCAACGGGCAUGGCCAUGGCAGCCGAGGCCAACUGGCUCUUCAACUUUGCCCUGGGUCUCUUCACGCCGCCGGCUUUCGUCACUAUUACCUGGAAGGUAUUCAUCAUUUUUGGCGUGCUGUGUAUCGCUGCUGCGGCCCAGGCGUUUCUUACGUACCCCGAAACUUGCGGGAAAACAAUUGAAGAAAUCGAGGGCCUGUUUGCUAAGGGGGCCCCGUAUGCGUGGACUACCAAGAAGGGUGGCUCGCGUCUCGAGGAGAAGAUCCAACACGUUGCUGAGCGCAAGGAGAAUGGAGAGUAUUUGGUUGUGCCGAUUCAUCAAGAGAAUGCUACUGCUGAUCAGAAGGUAUAAUUACGUACUUAGUGGAAAUAUAUAUUGGAGGAAGGCUGUACUUGCUCAGAGUGGCAGGGGCUGGCACUCAAGGUCCAUGGCGGAAGCUUUAUCUUGCAUGCCAAAGGCAUCGUGAGCCAAUUAUCACUCGAGAUACCGUGCA
This is a messenger RNA of Pseudomassariella vexata, 1905 nucleotides long. RefSeq names its product general substrate transporter. Gene Ontology annotation, biological process: transmembrane transport; carbohydrate transport. Gene Ontology annotation, molecular function: carbohydrate:proton symporter activity. Lineage: Eukaryota; Fungi; Ascomycota; Sordariomycetes; Amphisphaeriales; Pseudomassariaceae. The transcript has 6 exons. The record is from RefSeq and is a predicted model, not a curated record. Bases 183 to 1763 code for a protein of 526 amino acids. Gene Ontology annotation, cellular component: membrane.